AAUUGCAGGCCUUGAUUAAUACACUCACGUAGCCGUUUGGUGAGACGUCAAAGUCAAUAAGUAAAAAAUUUCGUAGGCAGUUUUUUGUUCUCCUUUUUCCCCGCUCUCUCCUUAACCGGAGCCAUAACAAAAUACAAUCGGGCGGAUCAGACAGACGACGACAUCGAAAUCGGAACGUGGCUACAACAACCAGCCAUGUUCAUUCAACUGGCCAUCCUGACCGUCCUGCUGUGGAUCUCCUUCUUCUGGCUGCAGUGUCGCUACCUGGAGGUCCUCGAGCUGCUCUUCGCCUGGAUCGCCGACCAGUUGGCCAUCACCCGCAGGCGCCGGGCCCGCGAGGAGCGUCAUCGUUUGGGCCAGAAGAACUCGGACACGGACUCCGAUUCGGAUUCCGAUGAGUUGGAUUCCUCCACCGAGAAGCGAAAUCAGGGAGGCAAGGGUGACGGCGUGGACUUGCUACUGUCGCCGCCCAUCAAGAAUCGCCUGAAUAUCCGGGUGGAGCAGUGCUGCGAUCUGAUAGCCGCUGGAUUGGGUUUGGUCCUGGAGGACGAGGUGACCCAGCGCUUUGUGGCCGCUCCCUCGCCGUCGGGGGAAUGGAAUCUGCUGACCCGCAAUCUCCGCCAGCGGAAGCGCUACCUCAACUGGCGCCUCCGCCUCGUCUGGCUGCUGGGCUGGCUGACCCGGUAUGGUCUCCUCUUGCCCCUAAGGACCAUUGCCUGCUGGCUGUGCCUGUUCCUGAUCAGCGGAAUGAGUGUCCUGCUGGGUCACCUGCCCAACGAGUGGCAGUGCAAGCAGCUGCUGGUGGAGCUCGUGCUGCGUCAGUGCUUUCGCAUCACCGCCGGCUGCCUGCCGAUGGUCCGGAGAUUCCACAACACGGAGCACCGACCCACCAAGGGGAUCUGUGUGUGCAACCACACGAGUCCCCUGGACGUCCUGGUGCUGAUGUGCGAUGCCAACUACUCGCUGACCGGUCAGGUGCACACGGGCAUCCUGGGGGUGCUGCAGAGGGCCCUCUCGCGGGUCUCCCACCACAUGUGGUUCGAUCGCCAGGAACUGGCCGACAGAGAGGCCCUGGGUCUGGUGCUCCGGAUGCACUGCUCCGCGAAGGAUCGACCGCCGGUGCUGCUAUUUCCCGAGGGCACCUGCAUCAACAACACCGCCGUCAUGCAGUUCAAGAAGGGCAGCUUCGCGGUGAGCGACAUCGUCUAUCCGGUGGCCAUUCGCUACGAUCGGCGGUUCGGGGAGGCCUUCUGGGACAGCACCCGCUACUCGAUGCUCCGCUACAUGCUGAUGGUGGUCAGUUCGUGGUGCAUCUGCUGCGACGUGUGGUACAUGCCGCCCCUCACGCGACGCAUCGACGAGUCGCCCGUGGAGUUCUCGAAUCGGGUGAAGGCCGCCAUUGCCGCCCAGGCGAACAUCGAUGAUCUGCCCUGGGACGGGAACCUCAAGCGAUGGAGUCCUGUCAGGGACUGGCAGUAGUCCAUCUACCUAUGGAACCCCUUGAUGACCUGAUGACCUAAUGACUACCUGAUCAAUCCCAAGAGAAAUUCAAAGCCAGAAACUUAGCCAUUUCAUAACGCCGUUUAGAAAAGCAUACACAAAUCGCUCCUUAGUAUAUUGUAUAAUAAUUUUAUAACGAUCUAGUACUGGAAAAACAGAAUAGUAAAUAUAUCGAUAUAUUUAAGAGGGCAACAAAAAAA
This is a messenger RNA of Drosophila takahashii, 1700 nucleotides long. RefSeq names its product glycerol-3-phosphate acyltransferase 3. Gene Ontology annotation, biological process: triglyceride biosynthetic process. NCBI's taxonomy places the organism in Eukaryota, Metazoa, Arthropoda, Insecta, Diptera, Drosophilidae. Gene Ontology annotation, molecular function: glycerol-3-phosphate O-acyltransferase activity. The record is from RefSeq and is a predicted model, not a curated record. Gene Ontology annotation, cellular component: endoplasmic reticulum.